Elaeis guineensis (African oil palm) is the source of this 1892-nucleotide messenger RNA. RefSeq names its product probable N-acetyltransferase HLS1. Gene Ontology annotation, molecular function: acyltransferase activity, transferring groups other than amino-acyl groups. Lineage: Eukaryota; Viridiplantae; Streptophyta; Magnoliopsida; Arecales; Arecaceae. The record is from RefSeq and is a predicted model, not a curated record.
CAUAAACUACUCACCAACUCUAAGGCGCCCAAAGAAGAGUGAGCUCCUCUUCUUCUCCCUCGUUCCCUUCUUCUUGCUCUACACGUGAUUCAAGAGAAUGAUAUAAAACCUUCGCUUCCACCCUCAUCUCCUUUCUCCUUCGUAACAACUUCUAAGAAAAAGAGAGCAGUUAUCUCUCUUCGCUAGCUCAUAGUACCACUACCAACAACAUCACUAUAUAGCUGUGUACAGCAAGAGAGAUAUGGAGGAAGGAAUCAUGGUGAGAGAGUAUGAUGAGGAGAGAGACCGGCUGAGAGCGGAGGCCAUGGAGCGGAUGUGCGAGGUGGGUCCCAGUGGAGAGAUGAGUCUCUUCACUGACCACUUCGGCGACCCCGUCUCCCGCGUCCGACGUUCUCCGGCCUUCCUCAUGCUGGUUGCUGAAACAAGUGGGCCGGUGAAAGAGAUCGUGGGUUUAAUUCGUGGCAGCGUGAAGAGCGUCACCUGCGGCAAGGCCAUCCCUCGUAACAUCGGUGCCGUCACCGCCGGGAAGCACGAGAACCCACUCCCUUCCCCUAUCUACACUAAAGUCGCCUACAUCCUCGGCCUCCGCGUCUCCCCUUUCUACCGGAGGAUGGGAAUUGGGUUGAGGUUGGUGAGGAGGCUGGAGGAGUGGUUUAAAGUGCAGGGGGCGGAGUACGCGUACAUGGCGACAGACAAGGACAACGAAGCGUCGAUCCGGCUGUUUACCGGGCGGUGCGGCUACUCCAAGUUCCGGACACCGGCGAUCCUGGUCAACCCGGUGUUCGCCCACCGCCUCCCCAUCCCCCGCCGCAUCCGCAUCCUCCGCCUCCCCGUCGCCGACGCCGAGUCCCUCUAUCGCUGCCACUUCUCCACCACCGAGUUCUUCCCCCGCGACAUCGACGCCAUCCUCUCCAACCCCCUCUCCCUCGGCACCUUCUUAGCAGUUCCGGUCGCGGCCACCUGCGGCGGAGGGGAGUGGAAGUGGCCGGGGACGGAAGGAUUCUUGGCUGCGCCGCUGGAGUCGUGGGCGGUAGUGAGCGUGUGGAACUGCGGUGGGGUGUUCCGUCUGGAGGUGCGGGGGGCGUCGAGGGUGCGGCGGGGGCUGGCGUGGGCGACGAGGGCGGCGGACAGGGCGCUGCCGUGGCUGCGGAUUCCGUCGGUGCCGGACAUAUUCCGGCCAUUCGGGGCGCUGUUCUUGUACGGGAUAGGUGGGGAGGGUCCGGAGGCGGCGGCGAUGGUGGCGGCGCUGUGCAGGCACUCGCACAACAUGGGGAAGGGAACGGCGGGGGUGGUGGCGGCGGAGGUGGCGGUGUGCGAGCCGCUCCGCCGGGGAAUACCGCACUGGCGGAGGCUGUCGUUCGCGGAAGACCUAUGGUGCGCGAAGAGGCUGGCGGAGGGCUACGGCGACGGCGGGGCGGUGGGGGAUUGGACGAAGUCGCCGCCGGGGAAGUCCAUCUUCGUGGACCCCCGGGAGCUGUGAUACCCCUCCAAGCUUUCCCUUUUUGGGACUUCGCUUUAGAAGGUUAGAUAGCGGUGGAGUUUUUUUUUUUUCUUUUGGUCCUUUUUUUGGUGAAAAAAGGGUGGAGGAAAGGAAAGGAGGGGGAUUAUGGCGCCAAGGGAGUUGACGUGUACGUGGAAGGGUUGUUCUGUUUUGGUUGCAUGUUUUGGUUGGAAAAGAUCUGUAACGGAUUUUGGAUAUGGGGGGAAUCCCGUGGAAGAUGUGGCGGAAACAAAGGUGGUGGCUUUUUGGUUCUUUCCGCUUUCCAGAGUUCCAUUUUUCUUUUUUUUGUUUUAUUUUUGUUAAAAGAAUAGAUGAAAGAUGGAACUCUUUGGAGAUGUAUAUCUGAUAUGAUAUGAUAUGAUAUUGUUGAUGGUUAGUUGAAAAAUGCCUU